Molecule: messenger RNA, 924 nt
Organism: Jaminaea rosea
Lineage: Eukaryota; Fungi; Basidiomycota; Exobasidiomycetes; Microstromatales
Product: alpha/beta-hydrolase
Exons: 2
Biological process (GO): proteolysis
Molecular function (GO): serine-type peptidase activity
Source: RefSeq, a predicted model, not a curated record
ACCCACGUCUUCAAAAAGGCUUCCGACCUCGACAUUAGCCUCGACGUCUACGUGCCCAAGUCGGCGAGCGAGUCGUCGCCAUGCUCCACCGUCCUCGUCUGGUGGCAUGGCGGCGGGCUACUGCAGGGCACGCGCAAGGCGGCUGCUCCCCACUUGCUACGAGCCGUUGAUGAGCACAACAUCGUCGUUGUUUCGGCAGACUAUCGCCUGGCUCCUCAAACGAGGCUGCCACGCAUUCUUGGCGACGCUCGAGACGCCGUCUCCUGGGUCCAGCAAGAGGGAUCGCUCAGCAAGCUCACGGGAGGUCGCGCUCGUCCCGACAAUGUCUUUGUGAGCGGCAGCAGCGCAGGAGGAUGGCUCGCUCUCCUCGUCGCCAACAGUAUCGGCUUCAAGGAAUGCGGCGUACCCGACCUCCCUGCCAAGGUCAAGGGCUGCAUCGCCAUCUACCCCAUUACCGACAUCAGCGACUCAUUCUGGACGACGCCGCAGCGCCCAGUCUCGUACAUGAACGGGCGCAUCCUCGAUGGGCGAAAGGACCUGGGCGAUCACAUUCUCAACUCGUCUUCUCCGCCUACGACUUCGAGUGCGCCAGACUCUCGACGAAGCCAGUUCUAUCACUACAUGAUUCAGGAGGCGCUGGAGCAGAAGCUUCUCCUCGAUGAGACCAACGUCAAGCCUCGCGACGUCGCCGUUGCCCUUGCGAUCAAGGAGGGAAGAGUGGCGGCACCGGUUCCUACUAUGCUGAUCCACGGAGACAUCGACGACAAGGUGCCCAUCUCACAAGCAGACGACGUGGCCGCAGCCCUCAAGGCAAAGUCGGGCUGCGACGUCGAGUACAUGCGACUGCAAGGCAAAGACCAUCUCUACGACGUCGAUCCAAAGGAGGAGAUGCGCGAGAUGUACGACUGGAUCAAGAAGCACGUC